Molecule: messenger RNA, 1701 nt
Organism: Ipomoea nil (Japanese morning glory)
Lineage: Eukaryota; Viridiplantae; Streptophyta; Magnoliopsida; Solanales; Convolvulaceae
Product: bZIP transcription factor 68-like
Exons: 13
Coding region: 130-1350 (406 amino acids)
Biological process (GO): regulation of DNA-templated transcription
Cellular component (GO): nucleus
Molecular function (GO): DNA-binding transcription factor activity; sequence-specific DNA binding
Source: RefSeq, a predicted model, not a curated record
ACCACUUGUUGAGUUUUAGCCGGGACUGAGCGCACUCGGAGCUGAAGUGAAACUGAGCAUCACUUCCUCAGAUUCGUCGAAUCUCUGCGGAUGGUUUGAGGGAUUUUCAGGCAGUGGUGCAGCUGGACUAUGGGUAGUAGCGAGGUGAGCAAAUCCUCAAAGGAGGCAAAGGAAGCAAAGGAGCCAAAAACUCCUAAUUCACAAGAGCAAGCUUCACCAUCAACCACUGGCACAGUCAACCCAGACUGGUCUGGUUUUCAGGCAUAUUCUCCUAUGCCUCCACCUGGGUUCUUGGCAUCAAGUCCUCAACCACAUCCUUAUAUGUGGGGAGUUCAGCAAUUCAUGCCACCCUAUGGUACCCCACCUCAUCCUUAUAUUGCAAUGUAUCCACCAGGUGGCAUAUAUGCCCAUCCAUCUAUUCCUCCAGGAUCAUAUCCAUUCAGUCCUUUUGCAGUGCCAUCUUCAAACGGAGUUGCUGAUGCUUCAGCUAAUACUCACAGCACUGUGGAAGUGGAUGGUAAGGCCGAGGGGAAAGAAAAAUUGCCCAUCAAAAGAUCGAAGGGAAGUUUGGGUAGUUUGAAUAUGCUUACGCGGAAAAAUAAUGAACCUGGUAAAACAUCUGGAGCUUUUGCAAAUGGAGGGUAUUCUAAAAGUGCAGAGAGUGCAAGUGAAGGCUCAAGUGAAGGAAGUGAUGCAAAUUCUCAAAAUGAAUCACAAAUGAAAUCUGGAGGCAGGCAAGAUUCAGCUGAAACAUCUCAGAAUGGUACCGCACACAGUUCUCAGAAUGGAGGGACAAAUGCUCAUGAAUUGAUAAACCAUUCCGUGGCAAUUGUUCCAUUUUCUGCAGCUGGGGCUGCAGUUGGUGUUCCUGGCCCCACAACAAACUUGAAUAUUGGAAUGGAUUACUGGGGUACUACCGCCUCAUCUCCUAUCCCUUCAAUCCGAGGCAAGGUACCUUCUGCUUCAGUUGCUGGUGGAAUGGUCACUGCUGGAUCACGGGAGAGUGUUCAAUCGCAGCUUUGGCCUCAGGAUGAAAGGGAGGUCAAGAGGCAGAGAAGAAAGCAAUCCAAUAGGGAAUCAGCUCGUCGUUCCAGGUUGCGCAAGCAGGCUGAGUGUGAAGAACUUGCUCAGCGUGCUGAAGCAUUAAAGGAAGAAAAUGCCUCUCUCAGAGCUGAAGUGAGUCGCAUUAGGAGUGAGUAUGAUCAGCUUCUUGCUCAAAAUGCAUCUCUUAAGGAGAGGCUUGGUGAAUCAUCCGGGAAUGAAGAUCCGAGGCUCAGUAAGAACGAACAACUUCUCAGCAAUGAUGCUCCACAUCCAUCGGAAGCAGUGCCCAUGGAGGGUAAUCAAUGAAGUUGCGGCUGUAUUGUUGCAGAUUGAUCUUUAGGGGUUUAACCUAACCACUUAGUAGUAAAACUCGGUUUUUAAUUUCAAAAUUACAUUAGUUAAAAAAAAAAGAAAAUUCUGCAGCUGACCAUUCUGGUGUCAGGCGGUAUUAGUAAAAUAUUGUCCAUUGUUUCUCAGUUGGCCGAUCUUUUAUGGUUGGAGGAACUUGGAUGAUAUGUAGAGAGGGGUUGUAACCUUGUGUUGAAUUGUGUUUAGAUAUAAGGGUGUUGUGUUGUGUCUAUGAAUCUUCUUCAACUUAUUUGUAUGUAGGGAGAUUGUUGAUCAGUUAGCCACAUCUAGAGAAUAAUAUUUAAUGAA